Molecule: messenger RNA, 4094 nt
Organism: Hypomesus transpacificus
Lineage: Eukaryota; Metazoa; Chordata; Actinopteri; Osmeriformes; Osmeridae
Gene: cep131
Product: centrosomal protein 131
Exons: 26
Coding region: 514-3885 (1123 amino acids)
Biological process (GO): intraciliary transport involved in cilium assembly; cilium assembly; regulation of centrosome duplication
Cellular component (GO): centriolar satellite
Source: RefSeq, a predicted model, not a curated record
UUCUUCUGUUUGCUGGUUGCUAACGAGAAGAUGUUGCGCGUUAUUAUUGACUCAACGGAAUAUUUACACCAUGCAGUGAAAACCAAGGACAGUGGUCGAACUAUCUUCUUUCCCUAGUUGGUAUUUUGGAUGAGGAACAUUGCGUCGGCGAAGGUUUAUUGGCUAACACAGGACUUGUAUCGCUUUGUUGUGAACGUUUAUUUUUCAGUAUAUCAUGAUGGGGAGAAAGAUGAGGGCUGUUUUACUGAGGUUUCAGUGUAUCAGUUUUAGACCGUAUUUUUAACGCAGUUUUCCUGCGUACAGUAAUGUACGUCUUCACCUGCUGUGUUCUUGCUAUUUAGUCACUUAGCUAACCUAACUUGUUCACAUUGGAGACAUCACUAGUUCAUCCCAUUACGUUCAGAUUUAUUGUACACUCGCUGGCCAUCUCCGUGUCCGUCUUGAGAGCUUGGUAGAUUGCCUUGAACUGGAGUUGGAGUUAUCAGCAGAAAUCUAAACAGGAGAACGGUCAGGAUGCACACCACUCGUAGCCCCUCGUCCGUCCAGAUGGGCCUUGCAGGGGAUGCCCUGGACCUUAGCCUGGCUGGUUCCCAGCUCUCUGUGACCCGCCGGCCCAGCAGCGCCUCUCCAGGCAAACACUUCACCCGCUCUGUCUCCGUGACGGUGGCCAGCGAGGGCCGGGGCAAACGAAACACACUGAGUGACGUUGGGUUUGGAAGCUCUCGCUCCAUCAAGAACCUGAGGAGGUCUAACAGCACCACUCAGGUGAACCAGCAGACCAGCAUCAGUCUCAGUGAGGACCAGACGGAGGAUUUUCUGGCCCUGUUUGACAGCAGCACAGACGGCCGCAGGAAGCUGGCCAGCCUCAGCAAAGCCUCCCCAGACCGCACCACCUGGAACAUUCUGGACGACCAGCCGCGAGCCUUCCCUCUCCCCUCCCCCCUCCCCUCCAGCUCCCGCAGUACCGGCAGCGUAGACUCUCCCACGGGCCUGAAGAAACGAGAACCCGACCCUGCGCUGCUAGCUGCCAACUUCACCGCCAACAACAGGAGCAACAAGGGAGCUGUGGGGAACUCUGUCACCACCAUCUUACACAACAACUACUCAGACAAACCCCUCACCCCCAAGAGCUCCAACCAGAAGCCCUCCUUCAACAACAUCCUCAAAGCCACGGGAAAUGACGAAGGUACCUUGGAGAACGGUUCUGUCACCAAGUCCCAGAAGAACUUCUCGUCCUCGUCGUCCACCUCCAACAACAACGCUGCAGCCCGGGCGGGCAGCCCUGGCACGCCUCGCAGGAGGGAGGUCACCGAGGAGGAGGCCGAGAGGUUCAUCCAGCAGGUGAACCAAGCUGCGGUGGCCAUCCAGCGCUGGUACAGGCGCCAUGCCAGGAGGCAGCAUGCCAGCCAGGCCGCCCUUACACGUGUCCUCACCACCAAGAGAAAGGAGUGGGAACAGAGAGCAGAGGAAGAGCGAUCCCCAGAGGUACAGAAGAAGAAAGAGGAGGACAGGAAGAAGAUCCGCGAGGAGAAGGCUCGUCUGGCACGCCUUGCAGCCAUACAGGAGCUGCAGCAGAAGAGGGCCCAGCGGGCUGCGGAGGUGCAGCGCUCCGCCCAGGAGGAGCUGGACACACUGAGGCAUGCUGGGAAGGUGGGGCGCAGGAGACCCUUCAGGAGCACCCCCAGCAACCUCAGCCCCACCUCCCCCGUUGACAUCAAGGCCAAGAACACAGACUCCAACGUUAACGCAGCGUCCGAUCUGGAUGACCUCACAUCCUCCCCCGCUCCGUCCAAUCGCAGAGGUUCUCAGUGCUCCCAGGAGAUCCUGCUGAGGUCUGUGAGUGUGGAGGACCAGCGACAGGGGGCGCCGUCGAGCAGAGCCCAGUCCAAGACCACCCUGAACGACCUGCUGGACACCCUGAAGCUGCUGGAGGAGGAGCCGGAGAGGCUGUCCGAGCCCAAGAGCUUCCUGAAGGACAAGUACUCCUGGAUAGAUGAGGAUGGGGACUCCACCUCCCUGACCACAGACAACCUGGAGCGGCACGGCCAGCUGAUCCAGGCCCCGGUGCUGCCUGACGGGGCGGCGGUGCUGCCUGAUGGGGGCGCCCUGCUGCCAGACGGGGGAGCUCUGCUGUCGGAGGCCAAGCUCCAGAGCAUCAUGAGCUUCCUGGACGAGAUGGAGAAGUCUGAGCAGGAGAGGCCUCGCUCCGUCACCUCAGGCUCCCACAGAGAGGUGCUGCUGUCGGAGGAGGAGCUGGUGGGGGUGGAGCUGGCUGGGGUGGAGCAGGCCUCGGCCACCGCUGCAGAGGUCACGAGCUCCAUGAUGAGACUGAAACUGGAGCUGGACGAGAAGAGACGCACAGUCAACAUGCUGCAGACGGCUCUGGCCCAGCAGAGGGAGCUGACAGUCAGGCAUGUGAAGGAGACAGAGAAGGAGCUCCACAGGAGCUUCCAGCAGCAGAAGGAUCAGUACGAGGCCACCAUCCAGAGACACCUGGCCUUCAUCGACCAGUUGAUAGAUGAUAAGAAGGCCCUGAGCGAGAGCUGUGAGGGUGUGGUGACAGAGCUCAAGCAAGUGGAUCAGAAAUACACCAAGAAGAUCACCCAGAUGCAGGAGCAACACGAAAUGGAGAUCAAGAAGCUGAAGGAGCUCAUGAGUGCCACUGAGAAGGUCCGCCGGGAGAAGUGGAUCGACGAGAAGACCAAGAAGAUUAAAGAGAUCACCGUCAAAGGUCUGGAGCCGGAGAUCCAGAAGCUGAUCUCCAAGCACAAGCAGGAGCUGAAGAAGCUGCGGGUGCUGCACCAGGCGGAGCUGCUGCAGGCGGACGAGAGAGCGGCCCAGCGCUACGUCCAGCAGAGCGAGCUGCUCCGCACACAGCUGGAGAGGGACAGGGACGAGCUGGGCCAGAGAGAGAGGGAGCUGGCCAAGCAGAGGUUUGAGAAGCAGUUACAGGAGGAGGAGAUGUCCCUUCAGCAGCAGAGGAGGCGUCUUUACAAGGAGGUGGCCGAGGAGAAGGAGAGACUCGCCCAGCUGGCUGCCAGGCAGCGCGGGGAACUGGAGGAGCUGCGAAGGCAGCUGGAGGAUAACAGCUCACUGGCGGGCCGCGCCCUGCGAGACGAGCUGGACAAGAGCAGGGAGGAGCAGGAGAGACGGCACCAGGUAGAGAUGAAGGCAUUGAGAGAACGUCUGGAGAUUGAGAAGCAGACCUGGGAGGAGAACUACAUGAAGAAGGAGGAAGCGUGGCUGCUAAGUCGAGAGAGAGAGCUGAAAGAGGAAGUGCGGCGAGGGCGGGAUAAAGAGAUCGAGCUGGCCAUUCAGAGACUGGAGGAGGAGACCAGCGGGGCCAGGGACGAGUGUGAAAGGGCGGCGGACAACAGGGUGAAGCGCGUGAGGGAGAAGUGUGAGGCGGAGUUGCGGGAGCUGGAGCGCUCAGAGCGGGCGGCGCUGGAGAAGCAGCAGGAGGUGAAGAAGAGGCAGGUGGAGACGGAGGGAGAGCUCAUCCACCUGCAGGCCCUCCUCAGGCAGAGGGAACAGGAGGUGGAGCACAUCAGCCAGGCGAGAGACAAGCUGGCGGAGGAGCGGCGGAGCUUGGCGGAGGUGAUCCGGGAGGAGUUUGCGGAGCGCCUGUUGUCCACGGAGGAGGAGAACCGGCGGGUGAAGAUGGAGGUGUCGGAGGUGCGAGCCCGUCUCCGUCUGGAGGUGGAGAGGGUGACCCGGGAGAAGGAGGAGGAGCUGGCGGAGGUCCACCACCGUGUGAAGUCGGCCAUUUUGAAGAAGGAAGAGACUGUCAGCAGCCUCCGCAAGCAGCAUGAGGCUGCGCUGAAAAGGGCGGACCACCUGGAGGCCUUGUUGGAGCAGCAGAGGAAGCAGCUACUGGAGAAAUGAGCGGCUUUGGUGGCGGGACUUCCUCCUCUACCAAUGAGCGGCUGGGGGGAGGGACUUCCUCCUCUACUAAUGAGCGGCUGGGGGGCGGGACUUCCUCCUCUACCAAUGAGCGGCUGGGGGGCGGGACUUCCUCCUCUACCAAUGAGCGGCUGGGGGGCGGAACUUCCUCGUCUACCAGCCCUCGCCCUGGCGUCCGCCGCUGUGCCACU